Messenger RNA from Alternaria ethzedia, 846 nucleotides. RefSeq lists its product as uncharacterized. Lineage: Eukaryota; Fungi; Ascomycota; Dothideomycetes; Pleosporales; Pleosporaceae. The coding region runs from base 1 to 846 and encodes 281 amino acids. The record is from RefSeq and is a predicted model, not a curated record. The transcript is spliced from 2 exons.
AUGCGACUCGUUUUCUAUUGCCAAGCUCUCUGGAAUUUUUCCAUCGGACUCGUCAAAAUCUCAGUCGCCCUUCUCUUGCUCCGCAUCAAGCAGACACGUCCCUGGCGCAUCUUCCUGUCUUUUACAAUCGUACUACUCAUCCUCACGACUAUAACCUCGACGCUGUUUCAGUUCCUGCAAUGCCGGCCAUUCAGCAUAUACUGGGAUCCCAGCAUCUUUUUGACGCAGAAAGUGGAGUGCUUGCCGCAAAAAGCCAUCGUUGGGAACAUCGUUGCGGCGAGCGCUGUGCACAUCUCGACCGACCUCAUAUUCUCGCUGAUACCGAUAACCUUUAUCCGGAAACUACAGCGGCCGCGUGGCGAAAAGAUCUUCCUUGGUGUUCUGAUGGGCCUUGGGCUGUUCGCUUCAUCCUUCGCUAUCCUGCGUACUGUCAAGGCCAGCAUGAUACCACCGGGUGGUGACACCUUUUUCAUGACAGUCGCACCUACACUGUGGUCGAUGCUGGAACUCGAGCUUGCGUUGAUCGCUGCCACGAUACCAACGCUCAAGGGUAUUAUGCAGCGUAGCCUCGUAAGGACCGGUCACUACUUCUACGAUGAGAAGACCGAGACCCAAGUGCGAAACCGGCUUGUGGACCUGGGAUUCCUAGGCCCGAACAGCGACGAGUUUGUAGAGAUGGGGCGGAAAAGGUCGAAACCGGAUAUGACUGAUGAGGUUGUGACGUUCGGGAGUGGUUCGAAGCCGCGGAAAGCGAAAGACAUGUAUAGGUUCUCGGUGGAUGAGCUUACUCUGGUGGAGAGUGAGUGCCACGCGACAACCCGAGAUUUGCGUGCGUUCGGGCCCUGA